UUUUCACUAUCAGAUCAAACAUCAUAUGAACACGUGCGUACGAAAUGGCAUCCAGAACUUAAAAGAUAUCGUCCUACUGCAGCUAUCGUGUUAGUUGGUACAAAACUUGAUACACGGGACGAUAAAGAGUAUGCUGAGAAACAUGAAAAAGAAGGGAGAAAAAUAAUUACAACAGAAGAAGGGAUAGAACUAGCGAAAAAAAUAGGAGCUGUGAAGUAUUUAGAAUGUUCUGCAUUGACGCAACAAGGUGUAAAUGAAGUAUUUGAGGAAGUGGCUAGAGCUGGGUUACAUGUUUUGAAAACAACUCAUACUCCAACUCAAAGAAAAAAAUGUACAUUGUUAUAAUUUAUUAGUAAUAUUAUAUUAA
Messenger RNA from Hydractinia symbiolongicarpus, 367 nucleotides. RefSeq names its product ras-related C3 botulinum toxin substrate 1-like. Gene Ontology annotation, biological process: small GTPase-mediated signal transduction. NCBI's taxonomy places the organism in Eukaryota, Metazoa, Cnidaria, Hydrozoa, Anthoathecata, Hydractiniidae. The record is from RefSeq and is a predicted model, not a curated record. Gene Ontology annotation, molecular function: GTPase activity; GTP binding. The annotation marks the transcript as partial. The transcript has a single exon.